This is a messenger RNA of Fusarium fujikuroi IMI 58289, 387 nucleotides long. RefSeq lists its product as uncharacterized. The transcript has 2 exons. The record is from RefSeq and is a predicted model, not a curated record. Lineage: Eukaryota; Fungi; Ascomycota; Sordariomycetes; Hypocreales; Nectriaceae. Gene Ontology annotation, cellular component: fungal-type cell wall. Gene Ontology annotation, molecular function: structural constituent of cell wall. Bases 1 to 387 code for a protein of 128 amino acids.
AUGCAUUUCAUGACUACGCUUACCGUCUUUACUUCUGCUGCUGCCGCUCUCAGGCUGAAAGGAACGAGAAAGCCUCAGGUUGCACAGCUCAUGGUCUCUGACGCUCAGAAAAUCUGCGGGCAGGACAGAAGUGUCCGGUGUUGCAACAACAAGGGCGGCAAUGGGAACAACAUCAACCAACGCGGAUUAUUAGGUCUUCCCUCCACGAAUUUGAACAAUCCCAACGGCUGCGUCGACAUCAGCCUAAAUGUUGUAGGAAUUCUCGAUGGGACUCUUGGCAGGAAGUGCAGUGGCAAUGUAGUUUGCUGCAUCGACUCCCCAUCUACUGGUAUCACAGGCCUCAUCAACAACAGACAACCCUGCAUCGAUUUAAGCAACCUGCUUUAA